Molecule: messenger RNA, 6302 nt
Organism: Chilo suppressalis (striped riceborer)
Lineage: Eukaryota; Metazoa; Arthropoda; Insecta; Lepidoptera; Crambidae
Source: the annotation of a GenBank genome assembly
ACACGGGCCGUCCGUGCUAGGCUAUGGCCGUAUACAUCGACUCCUUAUCGCGCGCGCGUAUCUGCUUAUUUUUGUCAAAUGUACGCCAUAUUGUUUUAUUGUGCCCUAUUAUUUCACCAUAAAAAUCUUAGCUAUUUACAAUUUUCACAUUUCCGGCUUCCGUAGCAGAGGAAUACAACGAAUAUGAAAUUGGAAAAAAAAAUCCAUUCUGCCACGUUAAUGAGAGUGAGGAAAUUAAUUCGUGCUUAUUAUUAUUGUUUUACAAACGUUAUCAGCGUAGAUAAUUGUUUGAUUACAACAAUUUAGAUUUUAGUGGACUAUUCCGGUGGUUGAUGAGUGCGAUUACAUCGACUUUGCGCGAAAAAAGUGUUAUUGUUUUUUUUUCUCUUCGCUUCGUGUGGAGAAUUUACUUUACCUAGUGUUAUCUGUGCGUUUUGUGUGCCUGAAAUAGCUCGUUGAAAAAUAACCGUUUCAGAACAGUCGGUGUGUUUAAAAUUAGUGCAAUGUCUACGCUGAAAGUUAAAAAUAAGAUUGCAUUUCGUUUCAUUGUUUAACGAGGAACAUGUUGUAUUAUUUUAAUGAAAACAGUGUUAUGGACAUUUGUGUUUUUGUUAAGUUGAAGUGAUCGUUGUGUUGGAUUGCCUUUGCCUUAUUUGGAUUUUUUUAAAUCAUGGAGAAGCCAUCUUUCAAGUUGGUUGGCGCUCCGUGCGGCCAACACGGCCAGUACACAUUCUACAAGGCCAUCAGACUAACGAUAGGCGAAAAGGAGAAGAUAGUCGCUAUUGGCGACUUCUUUUUCGUCAGGAUAUGGCAGGACUCCGAGUUGGUGUCCGUGGGUGAACUGCAGCUGCUGUGGACGGACCGCGCCUCAGACCAGACCCUGGUCAGUCUGAGGCUAUACUUCCUCCCCGAGAACACUCCUGACGGCCGGAACCAACACGGAGAGGACGAAGUGCUAGCCAUCAACGACAAGGUCGUAGUCCGCGCCGAGGACCUGCUGAGCUGGGUGUGUGACGGCACAGGCUGGAGAUGGGGGCUGCGUGCCGUGUGGCGCGGGGCCUGCGCACCGCCCCAGGAGCCCCGCGCCACGCAGCCCCUGCACCAGGCCAAGAUGGACUUCAGCGACGUGGAGAGAGAGAAGAGUGCGCUAGUGGACACGGAAAGUCCAGGCGUGGUAGUGUUCUCGUACCCGCGGUAUUGCCGGUAUAGAGCGUUGCUGUCCCGCCUGGAGGGCAUCCAGGGGGACUGGCUGAGAGACUCGCUUGUGGCUGCGCUGGGGGGGUACGCCGCGCCUACUACCAACACUAGGAUAUUGUACUGCAAGGACACGUUCGAAUACCCCGAGCUGGAAGGGCACGAGUUUGUUUGCAACGAGCUGGCUCCCAAAAUGAAGGGCAGGCCGCGCGGACGGCGCCGGCACUCGCCUCUCCCCGCACACGACUCCAAUGAAUCCGACUCCGACGCGGCACAGGCACAGGUAACAACUCCACGUCGCGUGUCUUUAAGGAACGGUGGCGAGAAACAUUCCGGGGACGAAGACCACAGAGACACCGCGGAAGAUCGCGCGUUCCUCUCCCGGCUGAGGCAUUUCCAUAAGGAGAGUGACGAACCGACGCCGCUAAAAGAUUUAUCUCUUCGUUCGCUAUACGCGCGAGUGGUUUCCCGCGGCGGUUACGAGACCGUGUGCCGGCGCCGGCUGUGGCGCGCUCUAGCCUCACAGCCCACUCGAGCCAGGAACCACUAUGAGAGAUACCUCCUGCCGUACGAGAAACAUGAGUCACGAAAUGGGUCCCGUCUGCCCAACGGAAGGUUGGAGGAGCCCAGGACUGUGGUCACCAUAGAGCUCAGAGACUCGCCGCAUAGAGAAACCGGACCGCCCAAAGAAAAACAGACGGAGUAUACGGAGAAAGAAUUCACUGAGUGCAAGGAAGAACUCAACCUAGUCUCCAAACCGGCUGAGGAGUUGAACAGGGAAUUCUUGGAGUCGCUACCAAAGGAGGAGAAACCUUCACCGGACAAGAAUGCUCUCAAGAUUACGGUGAAACCAGUCGAGAAACUGAUUGAGCCAGCGAAGACAGAGUACGAUGAAAAAAGUGAUGUGAUAGUGAAACAACACAUAGUCAAAGACAAUAGUAGAGUGAAUAGUGUCGAUGGUGAUAAAAGACUGAGUGAUAUUAGUGUUAAAGUGAAUGAGGUGACGCAGAAAUUAGGCACCACAGAUUCCUGCUUCAUCCUUGGUGACUUGGUGAAGUCGCAGCCUCCACAGCAAGACUUCAGUACCAGUUCGCCCCUAGCCACUCUCUCUGCCUUAGGGGAUAAAUACAAUGGCCAUGACACUAGUCAAGACCAGAAGAGCAGUCGUCCGGUGGGCAGGAGCUCGCUGCGGGCGGUGCGCGUCAAGCCCGGGAAUCGAACCUCCAACCCCGCAGCCAGCACACCGCCCACGACGCUAACAAUGCCCGCGUCAGUCACCGUCGGAGUGGGGAUGGGUACAGUAACAGUCCCCAGCACGGGGGCGGGGGCGGGGACUGUCCCCAGCGCGGGUGUAGGCGCGGGGAAACGAUCUCCCCCCACUGUCAACAACUUCGGGAUACACAGGCCGCCGGCACCGCCUGAUGACGAUGAAAUUAUUGAGGUUCCCUACAAGCCUAAAACGCCAGAAAUCAUCGAUCUAGACGAAUACCCGGAAAGCCCACAAUCGGUCAAGAAGAAAAAGCUAGACAUUCUCAAAGAGAGAGGGUUGGAAGUGACAGCCGUCCCCCCCUGGCCUUUACCCCCGCUAGUAUCCCCCGUUCCUCCCCUAAUCACCCCCGCACCCAUGCUCAUAAACCCUGCAAUGCAACACCAAAUAAUGACGCAAGCUUCCCUAUUCCAAAUGUACAACAUAAUCCCUCCUAACUACAACGGCGUCCAACCGCCAAAAGUUAUUCAAGCGACCAGCAUAUUCGGUUCCAGUGGACCGGAGAAAACUGUCUACGGAAACCCUAAGGACCCUUUCAUGCCUCCCCCUCACAUAUUACACGGUACCCCAGUAAAACCCACUAGACAAGUCACUCAAACACCAACACCUCAGGACAUAUUAGAUUUGACAUGCAAAAGCGAUUCACCGAAACCGGCAGUAGAAAUUGUCAGAGUGCCGACCACGCCGAGUCCUUCUAAGACUAGCGCUCAAAAUCUAACCAAAAACUACAAGUUGAUGGACGGAAAAGCAGUCGUAGGUUCCAAUUUGGAGAUUACUCUAGUGAAUAGCCCCAAAGUGACUCCUAGCAAAAAUAGGGCUCCGCAGAAGAGGUCCUCGAAUGGCAAGUUUAUGUCGAGCAAGACACCGACGCCGCCUAAGGAAGCGAGGUCGCUUCCGUCACCUUCUGGACCCAAGAAGAAUCCAAUAGUUGUACCCAAUUAUCAAAUUAAUGCGAGGGAGAACGUGUCUCCUACGAGUUCUACAGGGUCCAGAGACAGCCAAGGCACUCAGCCCAGCUCUCUAUCCAGCAUGUUAGCCGCACAAGGAGGCCUAGCAUUGCUAGGGCUCCAGAAAUCCGCGGGUCUAGCAGACCCUGCCUACAUGAGCGCCUUGUACGGGUUAGGCCACUUGGACCCGAGGCAAUUGGCCGCCUAUAGGGAAGUUUUAGCCAACAAGUUCAUAGGUUAUUCCGGGCUACUAAGUAUGGGGGCAGCCAGUGGACCCCCCACCACUAAGAACUGAUUCUAGUCGCACUCUAAGACCAUGCCAUCAACACCCAGCGACACGACCAAAACUCUUAUCAUCAGCCGCAUAUCUGGAAUUUUGUCGCGAAGUUGUAAAAAAUCGUACAUCUACAAGAAAAUCGCAGUUCUACGUCGCGGUAGUGAGACACGAUUUUGUCGCACGUGUGUUAUUAGCUCUGCGACUUUGUCGCUAGUCUUUGUACUGGAGUGCUUAGUGGUUGGCAGUCAAAUAGGUUGGUUGUGUUUAACUGUACUACAAUGUGAUUUAAAUUGUAAUAAAAUUGGUACUGAAACUUUUAUAUUGCAAAAAGUUAUUUUAUAGGAAACUCGAUAACGAAAAAUGGCUUCACCGAGUAAUUUUCGGAUAGAAAAAUAUGUAUAUAAUAUAUGAAUAGUCUUACAAUGAACGUUUUUUUCGGAAAUUUUAUAUUAUAUUGGCCGAAAAUAGAUCUAAGUACAAACUUGUUUGUGCGUAACAUUACAGAAAAGUUCACUUUUUCAACCGAAAUAUUACCUCACUAUUUUGCACGCAAAUACAAAUGCUGCCAGCCGCUAUGUACACAAUAAAAUCCAAAAAUAGUUCUUAUUGUAAUAAAAUGACUGAUUUACAGAAGACGCUAACGAAAACGUCGCGUUCCAUGUCCGUUUCCAUAUUUUAACUAGUCGUUAUCAGUUAAUUUUUAGACCAAUGUUCUUUCACCAAAAUGAAUUCAAUUUACACUACACUGUUAAUAAAAUUGGUUAGUGUGACAUUGUAAUUAAGGCCGCGUUGUUUCAUCAAUAGGUAAGGAAGAGAGAAGAAGGUUCCAUUUUUUCUAUAUGAUUUAACUAGUGUCAAAUAUUACUAUCGAUAAACAACGCGGCUUAAGUAUCUGUAUUUGAAUUAUACAUAUUGAUCUUUUCGCAAGCAGAUUCUUCUUAAUUUAUUGCUCCAUUUCACUUUCCAAGUUCACAAAACAUACAAUGGCAUUGAUGAUUUGUUAAAACAUCAGCAUAACUGUUGUAUACAUAUGUAUUUGUAAAUUGAUGUGUUAAUAAAAGUUUAAAAUGAGAUGUGGAAAGUCUCAUGGUACAUAUUAAAUUACUUUUAUUAAAGUGAAAAAUUGGUUCAUCAUCAUCAUCAGCCUAGUAAUGUCCCCACUGCUGGGGCACAGGCCUUCCCUAUGGAUGGAAUAGGGAGAUUGGGCCAUGACCCACCACGCGGGCCCAGUGCGGAUUGGUGGGUGCUAACGACUGCAGACGCAGCCGGGACCAACGGCUUAACGUGCCUUCCGAAGCACGGAGGAGCUCGAUAUAGUAUAUUCUUGGUCACCCAUCCAAUGACCGACCACUGCGAAAGUUGCUUAACUUCAAAGAUCGCAGCCAACCGCGCUAACUACUUGCGCCAUCGAGCUCCUCAAAAAAUAAAAAUUGGUUACAUCACCGUAAUAAUGUAUAUGACAGGAUAACAUAAACUAAAACUAAGUAUAAAUAAUUGUAAUAAAAAAUAGUAUGCACGGAGCACACAUCUGUAGUGAAACUUGUUUUCUUAAUCAACCUAACAUUAGGCGGUGCAUAAGGCAUACGGGUAUGGAGCAGCGCACGCAUCACUCAUAUAUAUGUAUACAUAUAUAUAGUCGCGUGUGACGCUUGUAGCGUUUCAGCCUUCGCCGAGUUACCCUCCAACUUUCAUUCUCGUCGGGAAGAGCUGCGCACACACACACACGCACACAAAUAUAUAUAUAUAUAUAUGUAGUCGUGUGACGCUAGUUACGCAUUUCCGUUUCAUCUUUUCCAUAGGAUUUUUCCAUUUACACCCCGCCCGAAAAUAAGUUUCACUCCAUGCAUCAUGGUUUCAUAAACCCACAGCAAUUUUUGUUUAACGAACAGUUUAAGGAAUAUGGUGACCGGACACAGAACGCAUUUUGGCGUCUUAUUCAAAAAGUGAUUGUACACAUCGAAAUUAUAAUUGUUUUAAUAAGCGAAUUCUUUGAAUGUAAAAAAAAAACAAAAAUCGCACAUCUCAAUUAAUCUGUAUCAAGUAGACAGACAGGGAUGGCAGAUGUUUCUAGUUACGUUAACAAUACCAGAUUACAUUUCAUUGAAGACUUUUCGCUUUUAUUAACAAAUGAGGAAUAAGAUAAGACUAGUUGAGCCGUGUUUGGGCCAUAACAUUCAAAUGCCAUUUAACAUUCAAUGGACAGACAAAACAUGGAGUAGUAAAUCUAAAGAAAAGUUUACUAGAAAGAAAUCCUCUCGGGGCUCGAACCCGCACCCUUCGCUAACCGGGCGAAUGCACUGACCAUUAUGCUACCGCGGCCCCGACGGCCGUGUCGAAUUUCCUCUAGCCUUAGGCUGCAAGGCAGCGCCAUCUCUUCGCAUUGUAGGUAACCCACAAUGUCAAAUGAAUACCUUUCCAAGUAUUAAACAUUUGGAAGAAGAAAUAGCAAUUAUAAGGGUUUUUUUUCGAGUAAAUUUUUCUUUAAGAUUUUAACAUCUAGCAGUUAAAUGCUUAAAGAAAUAAAAGCAAAACAUGGAGUCAACUAAUCCAAGUUUAUUCUUCGUUUCUUAAUAAGAAGCAGACCCGUCAUUCCCAGUGGGCACUUUGGGCAAGUGCU